UCAAUAUAUUUUAAAAACUUUAACAACAACUAAUUUGCAACCCAAUAAUUAUGAUUACAACCUCCGCUAAAAGUUUCUGUCUCAUUGGUAGAAAACUAUUUAAAAGAAAUCCGAACAAUAUCUAUGACUUAAUAUCAAAACGUAAAGAACAUCAAAUACCUCAACAUUUGAAGAACGUAGCACAAGAAACGAAUCCUAAUUUGGCACAUAUGGUGCAAUAUUACUAUCAUGCAGCAGCCCAGAAAAUGGAACCAUCUUUAAUCAAAGAAUUGGAACUGAAAUAUCCAAAAAUGGAUGAAAAUCGCCGUAAGGCACGAGUAGCUGCCAUUUUAAAAUUAAUGGGUAUAGUAACGGCAUGUUUGGAAGUGUCUUUUCCGAUUAUAAAAGGAGAUGGAACGUAUGAGAUUAUAACGGGUUACAGAGCUCAUCACAUAAAACAUCGUUUGCCGGUUAAAGGAGGUAUACGUUUUGCCAUGGAUGUGGAUGAAGAUGAAGUCAAAGGUUUAGCCUAUUUAAUGACAUUUAAAUGUGCCUGUGUUAAUGUACCAUUUGGUGGAUCCAAAGGCGGAGUACGCAUAGAUCCGAAAAAUUAUACAUUAAGUGAAUUGCAAACCAUUACCAGACGGUACUGCAUGGAAUUGUUGAAAAAGAAUAUGAUUGGACCCGGUAUAGAUGUACCGGCUCCAGAUGUCAAUACAAGUGAACGUGAAAUGAGUUGGAUAAGUGACCAAUAUUUGAAAACUUAUGGUCAUAAUGAUAUUAAUGCCUUGGCUAUUGUUACUGGUAAACCUGUUCAUAUUGGUGGCAUUAAUGGUCGUGCAUCGGCUACUGGUCGUGGGGUUUGGAAAGCUGGCGAUGUGUUUAUUAACGAUAAAGAUUGGAUGGAUUUGGUUAAACUUAAGACAGGCUGGAAGGAUAAGACUGUGAUAGUCCAAGGUUUUGGUAAUGUUGGUUCUUGGGCUUCAAAAUUUGUGGUCGAAGCUGGGGCUAAACUGAUUGGUGUACAUGAAUAUGAUGUUUCAUUGUUUAAUUCGGAAGGCAUAGAUCCAAAUGAUCUUAUUGAAUACAAAGCCGAUAAGAAAACUCUUAAGGGUUAUCCAAAGGCUGAGGAGAAACCGGCUGGCCUUUUACAUGAAAAAUGCGACAUUCUAAUGCCUUGUGCCACACAAAAAGUUUUAACAGCCGAGAAUGCCGAUAAGGUGCAAGCUAAAAUCAUUUUAGAAGGAGCCAACGGUCCCGUAACUCCGGCCGCUGAUGAAAUUCUUAAAAAUAAGAACAUACUUAUGAUACCCGAUAUGUAUUGCAAUGCUGGCGGCGUCACUGUAUCGUAUUUUGAAUUUCUUAAAAAUAUCAAUCACGUUUCAUAUGGAAAACUGUCAAUAAAACGUGAUAACUCAAUGAUACAUGAAAUUUUUAAUUCCAUAAAUGAAUCAAUGGGUGAUGGAAAGAUGAAAAUAAGCCCAAAUGAAGCUUUGCAAAAUAUACGAGAUUGCACUUCCGAGGCUCAUAUUGUUGACUAUGGCCUACAAACUGUUAUGGAAACGUCGGGUCGUGGUAUUAAGGAAACUGCCAAUGAAUUUGCUUUGUGCAAUGAUUUAAGAACCGCAGCCUACAUUUAUUCCAUUCAGAAAAUAUUUCGUGCUUUGGAAAGUUCCGGGAUUUCCCAGCAAUGAGAAG
Messenger RNA from Calliphora vicina (urban bluebottle blowfly), 1677 nucleotides. It is a transcript of the gene bb8, whose product is annotated as big bubble 8. NCBI's taxonomy places the organism in Eukaryota, Metazoa, Arthropoda, Insecta, Diptera, Calliphoridae. Gene Ontology annotation, biological process: L-glutamate catabolic process. Gene Ontology annotation, cellular component: mitochondrion. Bases 51 to 1673 code for a protein of 540 amino acids. The transcript is spliced from 5 exons. The record is from RefSeq and is a predicted model, not a curated record. Gene Ontology annotation, molecular function: L-glutamate dehydrogenase (NAD+) activity.